AUGAAGGAACUAGAUGAUGAAUUCGCAACUAUAAAACGCUCAAGCAUCAAGGUAGAUCCGGAUAAAAUUAUUAAAGAUGGAUUAGAAGAUCAUUCUCAGCUUCAUGCGCUUAAGAAGAUCAGACUCUUUACCAAGGAAAUGCAUACGGUACAUAGGACGGAUGAUAAUGAGUUAACAGCAAAACAGAAAUACGUUUUAGAUCAUUUGCCCCUUCAAGUUCCUCGUAGGAAUAGUGUUCAAAAAGUCGAGGACAAGCCAGUUGAAGUUAAGAAGGUUGUUGGGCCGUCUGCAACCUUUGAAGCUUUUAAGAUACAUUUAUUAAGGAAAUUGAAUAACACGUUACCCCAAUCGGAAUUCAAGCUGCCAUCUUUUAUCGAGGCAGCGUCAGCAGAAGUAGAACGUAUAUUGAAGCAAGCUAUUAUACAAAAGGAAAGUCAUUCCGCUAUACUAGUUUCUCCGAGGUCAUUCUAUAAAACGUCUACAAUCAAUUUUCAUUUGGAUUCCCUUUCAAAGGAGCACGGUCAGCAGUUUAUCGUAGUUAAGUUGAAUGGAUUCAUUCACACAGAAAAUGCUGCUAUUAAUAGCAUUGCCACACAGCUUGAAAAUGAGUUGAGACGAGUUAGAAACGAUAACCCGUGCGCGGAAAUCCAAUUAAGCCGGGGUUCUCUCACAGAAGUAUUUGAAAAUGUACUAAAGCUUCUGAACACGGUUGCUGUUCAGAUGGGUCGAUCUCAGACUACUAGUUUACCAAGAUCCGAAAAGUUGACGGUAGUUUUUAUUUUUGAUGAAAUUGAUCAAUUCGCGGGGCCUGUAAGACAAACCUUACUAUACAAUCUUUUCGACAUGGUAGAACAUGCACGGGUGCCAGUUUGUAUUCUUGGCUGCACAACGAAAUUAAAUAUACUCGAAUAUCUCGAAAAAAGAGUUAAGAGUAGGUUUUCUCAAAAAAUAAUAUACGUGCCUCAGAUUACCAAUUUACAAGAGUUUGAAAAUGAAUUUUCUAGCUUGCUAGUUGUAGAACAAAAAAAUGAUAUUGCAAAUUUGUGGAACAAUAAGAUCAAAGAGUUGUUUAACGAUAAGGAAAGCACAUUGAAUAAGAUCACAAAAACUAAUUAUGAGACCUUCCGUGAUAUAACCGUAUUAAAGAACGCUGCACUGGUAAUGGUAUCAAAAUGCAAAUCUCUGGAGGAGUUACUAAAGGAGAUUGAUGAUUGCGCUAGCAUGAAGUCAUACAAUAAAAUGCAACUCUCAAAUAACCUCGUUAAUAAAGUCAAAUCUCUAAGUGAUUUGGAAUUAGCCAUUUUACUCUCAGCCUCCCGCAUUGCCCUUAAAAAUGAAGAAAACGUAAAUUUCAACCUAACAUACGAAGAAUACAGUAAAUUAGUUAGAGGACUUAAUUCUAGGAUGUUGAACUCUUCCACGGCUACCAACACAGGCAUAUGCAUCGAGAAUACUAUCAGAAUUUGGAAAAAAAAGGAUAUAAAGAAUAUCUGGGAAACUUUAAUAGAAUUGGAACUAUUAGUUGAACGAGGCAUUAUAGCUAUCCGUCAAUCUGCACAAGCUGCGUUUCAAGCGACAAACCAUUACAGUGCAAAUGGCGUUAUACCCUACGAUCUGAAGAUGUUCCAAGUUCCGAUCACGCUUCAUGAAUUAAGGCGGACAGUUCCUAAAUCAUCAUUGUUUUACAAUUGGACACAAUUAUAG
Molecule: messenger RNA, 1704 nt
Organism: Eremothecium cymbalariae DBVPG#7215
Lineage: Eukaryota; Fungi; Ascomycota; Saccharomycetes; Saccharomycetales; Saccharomycetaceae
Gene: ORC4
Product: origin recognition complex subunit 4
Exons: 1
Coding region: 1-1704 (567 amino acids)
Biological process (GO): DNA replication; DNA replication initiation
Cellular component (GO): nucleus; nuclear origin of replication recognition complex
Molecular function (GO): DNA replication origin binding
Source: RefSeq, a predicted model, not a curated record